Cercopithifilaria johnstoni is the source of this 1245-nucleotide messenger RNA. Lineage: Eukaryota; Metazoa; Nematoda; Chromadorea; Rhabditida; Onchocercidae. The record is from the annotation of a GenBank genome assembly.
AUGGCUUCUCUUUUCUUAGCCUUUUGCUUUAAUGCUCCUAAAAGGCUAGAGAAAGAGCUGAGCCCAAAGCAUUCAGCAACGAAGAUUGACAUUCGUAAUAGUGGCGAUAACAGCGGCAAUAACAACUCUAACGAAGAAACUGCAGUAGUAACCUUUCAUCCUGAACAUUGCUCUAAUGAUACUGAUGUCAUGGAUCAUCUUUUAACUGAGGCUGCAGUCCGCCACAAUCGUCUUAAAUUGCCAUCUAGACCAGUUAUUGUACGAAUCGAAAUGUGGAUUCAAGAAGUAACGUAUGUUUCCGAGCUAACUGAGGAUUUUGAAAUUGAUUUGUAUGUGAAUGAAUUUUGGGAAGAUCCUGCACUUAACUACGAAGUGCUCCUCCCAUGUAACCGCAACUUAAGCUUUGAUCACAGCAUUCAGGAAAGUAUUUGGAUUCCUAACACUUGUUUCAUCAACUCGAAAAAAGCACUUAUUCAUAGCUCGCCAUUCCGGAAUGUUUUUUUUAUGGUCUUUCCAAAUGGCUCGAUAUGGUCAUGUUGGCGCAUCAAGAGCACGGGCCCAUGUCAUAUAAAUCUGCGUAACUUUCCAAUGGAUUCUAUAUCGUGUUUGCUGACAUUUGAAUCCUAUAAUUACAACAUUCAGGAAGUACGAAUGAAAUGGAACGAACCUCAUGAUGUGUUAAUGUUUAAGGAUAUUGAAUUACCAGAUUUCACUUUGGUCAACUAUACAACUUCUAUCAUUGAAGCUGAGUAUGCAGCAGGCUUAUGGGACGAACUUACUGUUUCAUUCACGUUCAAAAGGAGAUAUGGAUGGUACAUUUUGCAAGGAUAUAUUCCAACAUAUUUAACAAUAUUUAUCUCAUGGAUACCGUUUUAUAUGAGUCCACGAGCAAUGCCAGCUCGAACUAUGAUUGGUGUAAAUUCUCUCCUUGCAAUGACAUUUCAAUUUGGAAACAUUAUACGAAAUUUGCCACGAGUAUCAUACAUUAAGGCAAUUGAUGUGUGGGUUCUAAGUGGAAUGACUUUUAUAUUCGCGUCGUUGAUUGAGCUUGCGAUGGUUGGUUUUAUGAAUCGGUAUGAGGGUCGAACAGAUACAAAACCAAAUGAUAUACGGAAAAAGAGAAAAACGUCCAUUCUCGAUAGUGAAAAACUAGAUCUAUAUUCAAGAGCAAGUUUUCCUCUGGUAUAUGCAACGUUCAACAUGAUAUAUUGGGGUUAUUAUAUGAAUGGAUUAAUUCUACAAUAA